AGAGGGAGCAGCUGGAAGACAGCCCCUGUUGGUUCCAGUCCCUCCAUUAAAUCAGGAAAACUCCAGUUUAUUUCCCUAUCUUACACCUUGACUGAACAAAACUGACUAUACGUUUUUUAACCUUCCCGCUGUGAUGACGCGCUGCAGUGACCCAAAUAGCAACCAGAAGAAGAGGAAGAAAAGAGGGAAACAUGUGUCGUUCCCUCCUGAUGAACAAAUAGUGUCUGGCUUUGCUGAGCAUGCAGACAGAACAGAGGACAGCUGUAUGACCCUAACGGAUGUAGUUGCAGCCUACCAGCAGAGUUGCAGUAAACACCAGGUCCAACCCAGAGAAAACAUCCUGCAGCAACUCCAGCAGGGUGUGUGUGGAGGAGGCAGCGUUGAAUGUCUGGAUCUCAAAGGUGAGCGAUUAGACCACCGCUCCUGUGAAGCUCUGGAAGUCGUCCUGAAAUCACUGCACUUUGAUUUCAUCAAUCUGCAGGCAGCACAACUGGAGGAAAAUGGAGCAUCGUCCUUGCUGGAUAUGAUUUUGUACUAUGAAUCCACAACGUAUCUUGACAUUUCUGACAACAGCAGUAUGGGAACAUCAUCUUGGAGGGCCCUCGCUCAUUUGAUAAAGCAGAGUGUGUAUCUGUCCAGAUUGGAUGCCUGUAAUGUGUCCCUGGUUGACUAUCCAAUCCAGUCUAUAUCUAAAGCUCUGCUGAGCAGCCGGCUCCGAGUGCUCUACCUAAACAACGCCCUGCUCAGCGGCACGUCGCUGUUCGCCCUGGUUCGUGCCUUGAAGAAAAACCGAGCUUUACAGGAGCUCCAUCUUUCCAACAACCAGCUGAACAGCUACCAGGACGCCAUGCAGCUUGGAGAGCUGCUGCAAUAUAACAACACUUUGCAGACACUGGAGCUUAGUAACAAUGUGUUAGCCGAUGCCGGUUUGGAGGAGCUGUGUGACGGUCUAUCAAGGCAGGCAAAAGGUCUAAAGGUCUUAAUCCUCAAGAACAACCAGAUCACUGAGAGAGGCAUGAACCACCUGGCCAAGACUCUGCCAGGUCUGAAGGUCCUGCAGGUCCUGGAUUUAGGGGAAAAUCACCUGGGGAACGAGGGCAUCCAGGUGAUCAGGGAGCCACUGAUGGUGAACAGUUCAGUGCUGCAUCUCGGCCUUGCCCAAACCAACAUCACCUGUGAAGGUGCUGUGGCGUUGGCUGAGUUCCUUGCUGAGAGUCGUCUCAUUCAGAGGCUAGACCUCCAUCAGAACCGAGUGAAGCUCGGAGGCUUGAUGGCGCUCAGUCUGGCCCUGAGGAUCAACUGCUCGCUGGCUCAUCUGGAUGUGGACCCCAUACCUCCACAGGAGCUGGAUACGUUUUUGACAGAGACUCAGAAGAGGCUUCAGUCAGAGAUCACCCAGCGCUGCAACACCAAUGCCAGCCGGCUCCAUAGAGAACCUUCUGAGGGCUAA
Messenger RNA from Girardinichthys multiradiatus, 1450 nucleotides. RefSeq names its product protein phosphatase 1 regulatory subunit 37. The record is from RefSeq and is a predicted model, not a curated record. Gene Ontology annotation, molecular function: protein binding. The transcript has 11 exons. NCBI's taxonomy places the organism in Eukaryota, Metazoa, Chordata, Actinopteri, Cyprinodontiformes, Goodeidae. Bases 134 to 1450 code for a protein of 438 amino acids.